ACUGCAUCAGGUAACAGCGUGACUUCCAGGAAAGCAGAAAUUCUCUCCCCGCCGUGCAAACAGGAAGCUGCAACCAGUGCAGAGGCUUGGGGCCCUAUAAAGAGUGGGGUCAGAGCUGGGCUGAGGCUGUGCAGGAGCUGGGCUGAGACGCUGCCGGAGCUGGGCUGAGGCUGUGCAGGCGCUGCAGAGCACCAGGGAGGGCAGCCAUGGGGUCACAGGAGGAGAGAGCAGAUGCUGGGGAAAAGGCACAUCUUGCUAAGAAAUUGCUGGCAGAAGCAUUUGAGAAGGAAGGACUUGAUGAAGAAUACUGGCUCCCCAAACUGUCGGAGAUAUUGGGUGUUAAGUCAAGAGAUGCUUUGAAACAUCUGCAAUAUGAAGACUACCUUAAACUGGAGUGCGAAGUACGGUACGCCUGGGAGACCAAGGCACUCCGAAAGCUCCUGGGAAUCACAGACAACAAAACAGCUGUUGAUGAGCUGCAGAAGCAGCGCUUGGAGCUGAUGAAGCAGAGACAAGAAGCAGCCAAGUCAAUCCUACAGGAGCUGGAAGAAAUGCAGAAGAGCCGCAGCCACAGCAAGGAAAUGAUAAGACAGAAAGAGGAGGCACUAUGGCAAGCCAUGGACAUUCCCAAGGAGUACUGGGCACCACCAGAGAAGACAUUGGUGAAUGAGCUGGCGAGCAUCCAGAAGCAACUGGAGCAGCAGGAGAAGUCCAUGGGAAAGAGAGAGAAUGUCUCCGACAAGGAGGUCCUGAGGCGGGCAUCGGGAGGCCUGGCUCUGCAGGGUAUUUACCGAACCAACAGCCUGGAGGAUGUGCUGGCAAAGCGAGAGCAACUCAUCAGGGUCCCCGAUGGCUUCACGCUCACUGGUCCAGAGCAAGGGUCACUGCUUGAGAGGAAGGAGUUCUCCUCCUCUGCAGCAGAAGCCACUUUCACCAAGUCCAUGGAGCAGCUGGGGUUCAGCAUCAGCGCUUCUGCCAAAGCCGGGUUCUGGGGGUUCAGUCUUGAAACAGGUGUAGAUUACAGCAAGUCCUCACAGUCAGAGGACUGCCAUCGGUCACGCUCGGAGCAGACAUACAUUUGCACCGCCAAGUACCAGUACAUCCCUCUGGCCUCCUACUACUUCCAAAAGGACCAGCUUCGCCUCUCAGACGCGGCCCUGCGAGAGCUGCAAGACAUUGAACAGCUUCUGAGCAUCACCCAGGAGGCAGAGAGGUUCCACCUACUGAAGAGCAGGUGUGCCAGCUUCUUCAGCAGGUUUGGGUCCCACGUGAACCAGGGACCCCUCCACUUUGGGGGUAUAUUCUGGUGGAAAGCAUCUGCCGAAGGUUUCAGGGCAGAGCAAUGGGAAGAGAUGAAGCAACAAACAUCUGAAGCACUGAACGGCUACAUCGGGGCUAGCUUCAGCGGCUUUGGUAGAAAUGCAGGAUUGAAGGUGGAUGCUUCAAACUCCAGCUCACAGGCAUCAUUUCAGGGAAGAGAUAGAAGCAGCGCCCACACAGCAGUUCAGCUCUAUGUGACCAAAACAGGGGGCCCAUCAGAGACGGAUUCCCUUCCCGAGUGGAAAUGCGGGCUUGUGGCCAAUAACGCAACCUGGUGUGUGAUCGACCGGGGCUUUCAGCUGAUCCCAGUGUGGGACAUAAUCCUGUCCAACCACAGCAGCGAUUUUAAAUCCUCCUAUCAAAUGAGCAGCAGCCUCAGGGCUGUGUACGAAGCGCUAACGAAUCACAGCGUCAGCGUGAUCUUUGGAGAGGAACUGGCCAGUGCCGUAGAAGAGGCUAAAGCUUUCCUGGAGCACGUGAAGACCUGGGAGGGGACGGUGGAUGAAAAGAAACUGCUCACGUUGAUAGAUUUUAAACAGGGUCUGAAUAACAGAACAAAAAAUCACAGUGUCUGGAUCAACAUAUGUCUGUCAGACAAAGCGUUGCAGGAGUUCCUGGUGAAUACCGUUUCUUUUUGCCAGAAAUCUUCUCCAGAAAACACCACCUAUAUCAAAUCUCUGCUGCAGUGCCUGCUGGAUCCUCACAUCUAUUCUGUCAAGGACUUCCCUGGGGCUUCCUUCAUUAUGCAAUGGGUCUUCCACACAGAGCACAUGCUUCCCGAAACUCCCAGUAUUUGCAAUCUUGAAGAUCUUACUAAGACAUUGCUGCAAAUGAAGGAGUACAUCCAGGAAGUCACCUACGCACCGGCAACUUCUGCAUCCACCAUUCAUGAAGCAAAGAUUAAAGUCACCUUCACUGUAAGCCUGGCUGUUUACUCUUUGCUCCAGUUUCUGCAGCAAGGCGCACAGGAAGACAUAGAACUCUUAGUGCUCUUAGUUACAACCAGCACGGGAUACCAAGUAGAAAGCAGCACUUUUCAGUACCUCCUUGGGUGUCCAGAAAUUAAUUUCAUGAUAAAGGAAAUGCAAAAGGCACAUAACGAAUAUCAGAGCCUGAAGGAACAGGAUGUUUACAGAGCUCAGGCUUUCCUGCUGUUGACGGGCCUCACCAUAACAUCCGAAAAUAAGAAGGUGACCCCUGAGCAGAAGAAUGACCGCUUAGUUUUCAUGAAAGAAAAGAUGAAAAAUGCAUGGUCUACAGAGAUGAAAACUCUCCUUGAAAAGCACAAUGCAUUCAAAGACUGGGAGAUGCUGGAAAGAGAUUUGCAAUCCUUCAUUGCUGGGCAACUGGAAGACACAUCUGACAACCUGAAGAAAGACAGUAUAAUCAAAGACAUGGAAGAUGCUUUUCAAGGCAUGCAGCCUCCCAGUCAAUGCAAACCCAAAUCAGACAGCAGCACAUCCAAAGCAAAUCAAGCCACUGCAAACCCAGAGUUCCUCAACUUACUUAAGCGCCUCGGGCUGGAAAGGUACUAUCCAAGAAAAAUGGGCACAGAAGAUUUCCACGUAAUAUACCAGACAUCUGUACACAACAGCCAGCCCAGCAAGGACAGCGAGCUACCAUUUUACUUCCUGCAAAGGCUACUGACCGUGGAUUAUCGGGUGAGGUACCUGACUUGCAAGGAGGCAAGUAAGCCGGGAGUCGUGCCCACACCAAACACCUCGGUGGAGGACCACGAGCCCUCUGAUUCCUUUGAUGACUUUUUCAGUGACUUAGACGAAGGAGCCCCUGAAUCUGCAAGCAGGGAGAGUCAUGUGCACCCCAUGGACCUCCAGAUGGCAAUUUUUCAUUGUGCUGAUGAUUUCAUGAGACAGUACCUUUCAUCAAAGCUUGCUUUCUGCCAGUUUGCACUACCCCUCCUGGUACCAAACCCGUGCACUUCACAGAUAGAGUUCCCUCUCUGGUCCCUCAGCCAAAUCAAGAAGAGCUGGAAAGGGACGGUGAGAUCGGGAGAGCAGACGAGGAUUAGCAGUCACAACAACAAACUCAUUUGUCAGGCAGAGACACCCAUCGUGUCCUUCCUACGCAUCGGCAGCUCUCCUUCCUCUUCCAAGUCUCAGCUCCUGAAUGCCCUGCUGAGCAAGCAAAAACAUGACACUUUUUUCCACCGACAUUGCAAAGGCAGCACCAAAGACUGCUUCCUGAUGAAAGGUGUUGUGGAGAUCUCCUGGUACAUUCCCCGUGGUAGCGACGACGACAGCUUUAACGGUCCUGUUGCUUUCUGUAACCUGCACGGAGAUGCGAGGGAUCACGAACUCCAGCUGCAGUUCUUACAGGAGAUCUCUGACGUGAACGUGGUUCUUGUCUCUGAGUCUGAUCAGAGCAACAAGAAAGGCAGGAAAAUUUUACAUGAUCUGUGGCAGUCUCAGAAGCCUUUGGUUUGUCUUUUCACUGAGAAAGAGAGCAUUGCAGCUGGCCCAUCUAGCCAAAACAUAAGAAUAGGGAUCAAGAACAGAAAUGAAGCAGAAUUAAUGGGUGAGCUGACAAAGACCAUCCGAGACCUAGUGGAAGGGUUGAGCACACUUGUUAGCCUCAAUGCAUGUCUGAGCACAGCUCGCCAGCAUGGCUUCUUAGUCGAUGAAGAUGCAGAAGCGUGCGUGACAGCCAAAGAAAAGGCAAUCACGCUGGUGAACCUGUUGAAGAAAGAGAAGUUGUCUGAGAUCAAAUCACAGCUACUGCCUCUUCAGGGAAAACUGUGGUACAUGUGGUGUAAAAAGGACAAAGAACUCACUCGCUUGCAGGAAAAGAGGAACAAGAGCAUAGAGCAUCAUCGGAGCCAAAUUGAAUUGGAGAAGUCUGCAAUAAGAAAAAAGCAACUAGACAAAGCGUUCCCCCUCAAUCAGCUGAUGAAAUCAGUCCUUGGCUUUCUCCAGUCACAGCCAGACGAUAUCAAGAAAUUCUUUCUGCAGUGGAUGAAGGUCUUCAUGGACGACCUGUCCUCUGAUCGCCUUGACGAGCUGAAGAGAGAGUAUCAUCAGUUAUGGUCUCAAAUCUUGGCAUUAAAGAAAAGCAAUGAAAAAAGCGACCUGAAAAGAAUAUUGAUGAAUAAGUUAGAUGCCCUUUCCGAUGAAAUCAAUGAUUCGUCCAUUGGCCUUGAGCAUAUUUUGAGAGAGGUAGGGCAGAUUUAUGAGGCGCUGGAAUCAACAAACUCCGAAGAAAAAUGCUUUAUCACACUGCCUGAAAUUGCCGCCGAUCUGAUGGUUUCAGGGUAUCCCGUUGAGCUGAUGGAUGGUGACGCUUCUUACAUACCACUGCAAUGGAUUGGAGCCAUCUUUGACAGGUUAAUUGAGAAGCUAGGGGACAAGCGAGUAUUCGUGCUUUCUGUGCUUGGCAUCCAGAGUACAGGGAAGUCAACCCUGCUGAAUGCCAUGUUUGGUCUCCAGUUUAAUGUCAGUGCAGGGAGGUGCACCCGGGGAGCGUUUAUGCAGCUCGUUAAAGUGGACGAGAAGCUCCAACAGGAUUUGAACUUUGAUUACAUGCUCGUUGUUGACACAGUAGGACUUCGUGCCAUAGAGAUGGCCAAUAAGCAGUCACUUAACCAUGACAAUGAGCUGGCCACCUUUGUCAUUGGCAUGGGCAACAUGACUCUGAUCAACAUCUUUGGAGAAAAUCCUUCGGAAAUGCAAGACGUCCUUCAGAUUGCUGUGCAGGCUUUCCUGAGGAUGAAGCAAGUAAAUCUUUCCCCAAGCUGCCUGUUUGUGCACCAAAACGUGGGCGAAAUAACCGCAAAGGAACAGAACAUGGAAGGACAAAGACGCCUGCAGGAGAAGCUGGAUGAAAUGACCGUGAUAGCAGCCCAGCAGGAAUUCUGUGACGUCACCUGCUUCAGCGACGUCAUCCGCUUUGACGUGAACACCCACAUUCAUUACUUUGCUCACCUGUGGGAAGGAAACCCACCGAUGGCACCGCCCAACCCCACCUACUCCCAGAACGUCCAGGAAUUAAAGAGCAGAAUUCUCCAAGCUGCCAAGAAGGAAUCGCAGAGCAGCAUUUUGAGGCUCUCCAGCUUGAAAGUUCGUAUUAGUGACCUGUGGAAUGCCUUGCUGAACGAAAACUUCGUUUUCAGCUUCAAGAAUUCAGUGGAGAUUGCCGCAUACAAGAAACUGGAAACCGCAUUUAGUCAGUGGACCUGGCAGCUGAGAAGUCACAUCUUAGACUUGCAAAUAAAACUGGAAAAUAAGGUUCGGAAUGGGGAGUUGAGGAAGGUCACCAUGGAACACCUUGAAAAACUGGUGCAAGAGACAAAUGAUGCCGUCACCAAGAAGAUGGAAAUAUUCUUCGGUGAAGACGGAGACCGUGAAAUACUGAUCCAGUGGAAAAGCAGCACGGAACUGAAGCUGAAAGAACUGAGAGAGUCCCUUCUUGUUGAAACAAGAAGGAAGUGUGAGAAACUUAUAGAACUAAAGAAGAGCCGGAGUAAACUGGAUGAGAGGAAGUCCAAAUAUGAAAAGGAGCUCCUGAAAAAGAGCAGACAGUUGGCCCUGUCUCUAAAAGGCCAGGAAUUAAGCAAAAGUGAACUGAGAAAACAAUUCAUUUCUCUCUGGACGCGGUGGAUUGCUGAAGUCUCUGUUGAAGUCUCUGCUGCUCCCGCUCUGGAACAGGUGGACAUCGAUGUGGACAUAGAAGAUGUCCUUCUAGAUCACUUUAGGGAGCCUAAUGUAGAUAAACGAAUCAGGAAGUUAUACCAAAAGACUGUCUUUUCUCUUGACAUAGAGAAACACGUGUCUAAGAAAAAACGGUUCGGCAUCAUUCCUAAGAGUUUUGACAAUGCCGAUGUGAGCAACAUGCACCACAUUACAGAUAGCAUCACAAUGCGUGUGAAGGCAAACAUUGAGAAGAAGGAAAAGGACAAAAUGGAUUACAGUCGAACUUUUAUUCAUGAAAUACUAAAUGAAGUGGAGAAAGGUAUGAACUCUGUUCCUAACACUGCAAAUUACAGUUUUAAUAAAGAUUACAGAAUAGAUUUAUCACUGUACCUGUGCAGAAUGGCAGCAGAAAGGUUUAAAGACAUGCAUGCAGCAUUCAGGAAAGCAAACGAUCCAGUCGUCUACCUGGAGAGCAAGAGAGAAGACUUCUUUAAAAGUUUCCAGAUUUCCUGCCAAGGAGCCUCUUGUAUCACAACAUUUGCCGAUUUCCUGUGCAGCAAGAUUGCCCCAGCUCUUCGACAUGCCAUCUAUGAGAAGACAGCUCUUGGCAUAGCUCGAGACAUGAAGGAUAAAAUACCAGAUUUCAGUGGCAAUAGAUCCACUCUGGAAACUUGCAUACUGAAAUACCUAGCAGAAGAAGAAAAUUUUGAAAAUUUCAAGCAUUACCUUAAUUCCCCAGGAGACUUUUUAAAUAAUUACAUUAAGACAAAAGUUGAGACAUACUGUUUAGAUAAGAACAGAAGGCUGGAGAUGUUUUUAAGAGACUCCCUCACUCGUUACUAUGAAAACAUUCAAUCAGCUGUUUUUGCAUCCACCACAGUUGUCAAAGACAGAAAAGACAGAAACGAUAAAAUCUCUCUUUGGCUGGAUGAAUUCUGCAGAGCACUUGGAGACGUGCUAAGCUUGCCCAGAAGUGACCUGAAGAAUAUUGAACACCAGGAGAUAACAGACAUAGAGUUCCUGAAUAACGCCAUGACAGAAGCACUGUCUCCCCUGAUUGAUGACCUCAGGAAAGAGUUUGCUAAUGCUCGUAUGAGCUCAUUUGAAAGGCAGCCUCACACAAUACUGGCUGAGCAGUUUGCAGGGUGCCAGGAGGAGUGCCCAUUUUGUGGGGCUCUUUGCACUAACACUAUGCCAAACCAUGAUGGAGACCACCGGGUUGUCUUCCAUCGUCCACAAGUUUUGACAGGAUACAGAUGGUAUAAAACAGACAACCUAGUCAUUGAUAUUUGUUCUAGCAGUGUUUCAAGUGACUGCUUAUUCAGGAUUGGUAAAGACACAUGGAUCCCCUACAAGAAAUACCGGGAUGCAGGACAUCCCUAUUCCACUUGGAACAUUUCUCCUGAUCCAUCCAUGCAAGCAUACUGGAAAUGGUUUGUGUCUUAUUUCAGGACACAGCUAGAGCAAUACUACAAUGGGAAAUUUCACGGCAAAGGAGAAAUCCCUGCUUCAUGGGAGACAGUUACAAAGCAGAAUGCACUUGAUGAACUGGAGAAAUAUUAGGCUAAGUUGGUAUGAAGGAAAAGCUGCAAGUGCUUUGCAUUUUAGAAGAACAUAAUAUGAGGAUAACCACAAAAUAUUGUUGUAAUGAUUAUGACCUUAAACCAUGUCAAGAAAACUAAAGGUAAUUGCUUGCAAAGUUGGAUGAAAUAAGGAGUGCUUCUCAUGCCACUGCUCAGCGAUUCCCUUGCUUUGUGAUAAAGUCAAAGUCCUCUUCCUUUCUUGCCAUAAAUAUUUACAUCAGCUUUGCCUUAAAGCAAACUAGAAAAAUAUUCCUGCAGCAAGCAGUCAUACCGCCGAGAUUAAGACCAAGUACCAGAUGAAGAGCAAAGGCAGUAUUAGAAAGUACUGAUUUUACCAGCUGCUAUGAGAAAAGAAAUGACACUGGCAAAAGAGCAGUUUCCCUGCAGCAAAUACUCGUCACACUUACAGAAAGGACAGUGGGGUCUGUGUGCAGGUGAAUAUUUGUGGGAAACUCUGCUAUUUUGUUUUUUUGGGGGGGCAGGGAUCGUUUUACACAUUCAUAAACUCAGUACUCAGGUGCUGUUCUCUUUCUGAUGCUGUUAAAGCAGUUAAUGCAGCAGCCUAUGUGGAUUUAGACAGCAAUUUUAACUCUGUGGUUACUAGGUAUAUGUCCUAGGUUAAGAUGUGCCCACACUUCCAUGAGCCAUUCUUACUCAUGGGCCUGGGCCUGGCAAACUUCCCUCCAGCUCCUAGCCAACCCAACUGCUUUUGCCAAGCACGUCUGUGUUGGGUAAAAGCCUUUUAUAACCAAUGUAGAGAAUUAGACAGCUUUGCAGCUUCCUCAGCAUCUGUCAGCAGUGCGUGAUCUUAGUGUUUGUGCUGUCAAGACAGGCAGGUGGCAACUGAACAAAAAUGGUCUGGAGAACAUGUAAGUGGCUCUGCCUGCACCAGUGCAGUGGGAGGAGGUUUUUACUGUGCAGUUUUUCUGCAGUCCUGCUGGAAACCCGAUGACCAGAGUCUCCUGGAGAGCUGGCAAAAGCAGUGAUUCAUUAUAAUUCUUUGUAGUCUUUGCUAAUAAACUGUUUGA
This is a messenger RNA of Cygnus olor (mute swan), 8577 nucleotides long. RefSeq names its product interferon-induced very large GTPase 1-like. Lineage: Eukaryota; Metazoa; Chordata; Aves; Anseriformes; Anatidae. Gene Ontology annotation, molecular function: GTP binding. The transcript is spliced from 2 exons. The coding region runs from base 207 to 7529 and encodes 2440 amino acids. The record is from RefSeq and is a predicted model, not a curated record.